Molecule: messenger RNA, 675 nt
Organism: Phytophthora nicotianae INRA-310
Lineage: Eukaryota; Oomycota; Peronosporomycetes; Peronosporales; Peronosporaceae
Exons: 1
Coding region: 49-438 (129 amino acids)
Source: RefSeq, a predicted model, not a curated record
GCUAGGCUUGCCGUUCUUUUUAAGAACGCCACAGUAGUUGCACCGCCCAUGCUUCUUACCAUUUUCACACUCAAUAGUGUAAUGACUCCAAAUUUUAUCCUGUGGGCGCCCGACCUUCAGCAGGGACCUCGGGAACGACGAGAUGCUCCUGGAGUACGAGGUGAUCUCACUGAGUUUAGAGAAGUACGCGGCGGUCGAGACGAAGUGCGAGGAGUAGGAGGCGAUCGCGUAGGGGUUGAAGCACGUGGAGGCCGCGAUGGUGUCGCUGAGCGAGGUACUUCUGCUGAGGUUCGCGCUGGUGUUGAUGUCGGGCGGGGUUGGAAUGGGGAUGGUGAGUUGGGUGGAGAUGGGAACGUUACCCUACGCGAGCCUGUUGCCAGUGGCGCAAGAUCCUCUGGCGGACUUAGCGGCGAGGAACCACUCUGGUAUGGGCUGUAGCGAAGCGUCCUCCGCAGUACCGUGCUGGAGGGCGAUCGGAACCUCCCGAAAGCUGCUUGAAGAUCGCUAGGAGUAUCUCCAGGAGGUCCUGCCUGAAAGUUCUCGCUUCGUGACGGCGUGCUUCCACCCUUGUCACCAUGGGCAAACUGAAUCUUUUCUUUUGCCGGGGUACCUUUGGGAUCCUGACUGAAUUUUAGACUUUUGGAUACUUCUAAAUUGUUUAAAACGUUUUCAUGU